Verticillium alfalfae VaMs.102 is the source of this 1062-nucleotide messenger RNA. RefSeq names its product maintenance of ploidy protein mob2. Gene Ontology annotation, molecular function: protein kinase activator activity. Gene Ontology annotation, cellular component: cytoplasm; nucleus. Bases 1 to 1062 code for a protein of 353 amino acids. The transcript is spliced from 4 exons. Gene Ontology annotation, biological process: positive regulation of protein phosphorylation; cell division; signal transduction. Lineage: Eukaryota; Fungi; Ascomycota; Sordariomycetes; Glomerellales; Plectosphaerellaceae. The record is from RefSeq and is a predicted model, not a curated record.
AUGAUUCUUGGCGAUUUGACAUACGCCCUCCGUCUUAAUGCGCGCUUUCGCAGCGGCGGCGCAUCGCAGAAGUCGGGACCCCAGAGCAGAAGCCCGACCUCCUCGAGUGCCGGAAUCCCUCAGUCGCCGACGACUCUGUCGCAGGGCAGCCAGUCCUCAUCCAGCUUGGCCCCCAAGGUGCCGCCCCUGCCCCCAUCACCAUCAUUCUCCCAGAGUGUUGGCCUAGACGACGCCGCCAAGGCCACAGCAACCGGGCAAGAAAUCCUCGACUCAUAUCAACUACCCCGCCCUCUGCCCCUAUGGCUGAACUCAACUUACGCAAAGCACAUCGUCAAGGGUAACUUCAUGACGUUGAGUGCCCGGCCCAAGACGGUAGAGCAGGGCGAGUGGAUUGCGCACCAAGUCGUUGAGCACUACCGUAAUCUCUGGAACUUUGUCCGAGUCGUCCAUGAGAAGGAGGAUGACGGAACAGCUGUCUGCGACGCGACGUCGUGCCCUCGCAUGUCAGCCGGAGCCAACCACUCCUUCACCUGGCUCAACAGCCGCCGCGAGCCGGUCGAACUGCCGGCCCACGAAUACAUGACACUGAUGCAGCGCUGGAUCUCUGGCAAGAUUGACGACCUCGCCAUCUUCCCCACGGACCCUUCGGGCGUCUCCUUUGCGCACAACCCCUCCAUCACCACGACGCCGCUGUCCCAGCUCUCCAGCCCUGGUGGCGAGCCCGACUGGAUCGGCAAGCGCUCGGGCUUCCCCAAGAACUUCAUCGACGUUUGCCAGACCAUCUUCCGCCAGAUGUUCCGCGUCUACGCCCAUCUGUACUGGGCUCACUUCACCGACCCCUUCUACCACAUCAACCUCGAGAAGCAGCUCAACAGUUGCUUCAGUCACUUUGUCCUCACGGCCACGGCCCUCGACCUGCUCAAGUCCCACGAGCUCGAGCCCAUGCAGCCCCUCAUCGACAUGUGGGCCGCCAACGGCACGUUUCCCCCCGAGAGCAAGGCCUACGAGUACGCGAACCUCAAGGCUGGCGAGAGACUGCUGCAGCUCGCUGGCGUCGUCUAG